Messenger RNA from Sesamum indicum (sesame), 1184 nucleotides. Its product is annotated as MIZU-KUSSEI-like protein (Protein of unknown function, DUF617). Gene Ontology annotation, biological process: hydrotropism. The record is from RefSeq and is a predicted model, not a curated record. NCBI's taxonomy places the organism in Eukaryota, Viridiplantae, Streptophyta, Magnoliopsida, Lamiales, Pedaliaceae.
UAUAUAUAUAUAUCCCAAGUACCUGAAAUGGGAUGAGCACAUGUUAGCAAACUUUGCUGCCCUCACUCUUCCCACCUUGAAAGUUUUUUCAUCAUUUUUCCUCACACAACACACACUACCCUCAACAAAUUCAAAUGCCAUCCGUCCAUUCCAGCCCAUUCCACGGCAUGGAAAACCCCGCCUUACUCUCCCUCCUCCACCACACCACCCGCCACACCUCUGCCAAGAAACCAUCAAUCCACCGGCACGGCAGCGGCGGCGGUGGCGGCCUUCUCCGCAUGUUCAAACUCCUCCCCAUGCUGACCACCGGAUGCAAGAUGGUUGCCCUGCUAGGCGCCCGCCACCGCAAACCCCUUCUCACCGACAAGGCCACCACCGGAACCCUCUUCGGGUACAGAAAAGGACGCCUCAGCCUGGCCAUACAAGAGGACCCCCAUCGCCUGCCGGUGUUCGUGAUCGAACUCCCCAUGCUGACCAGCGCGCUCCACAGGGAAAUGGCGUCGGAUGUGCUGCGGAUCGCCCUGGAAACCGACACCAAAACUCACAAGAAGAAGCUCCUGGAGGAGUUCUUGUGGGCUGUUUACUGCAAUGGGAGGAAGAUGGGGUACUCCAUCAGGCGGAAGAAUAUGACGGACGAUGAAGUUCACGUUAUGCAGCUGCUGAGGGGAGUGUCGAUGGGCGCCGGAGUGUUGCCGGGACCGUCGUCGGAGAAGGAAACAGGCGACGGAGAGUUGACGUAUAUAAGGGCCAGAUUUGAUAGGGUUGUGGGAUCCAAGGAUUCGGAGUCGUUGUACAUGAUCAAUCCUGACGUCGCCUCAGCUCAAGAACUUAGCAUCUUCUUUCUAAGAGUCCGCUGAGACUUCAUUAUUCCCCAAAAAUUCUUACUUCACCUUUGAUCCAGCCUAAUCAAUUAUAUAAUUAACAAAUAUGAUAUAUUUCUUAUGUUAUUAAUUAUUCUUUUUAAAUUAUAUAUUCACUAAUCAUACACAAAAUAUUUUAUAUUUGUCAUAUUAUUUAGUUUAACUUCGAUCAAACUUGACGUGGACUAAAAUUUCAAUCGAAUCUAAUUUUUUUUAUCAGGGACUGCAAUAUAACGCUGAGUUAUAACAAAUUCUGAAAUAUUUAUGAUGUAUUUGGGGUCCAUGGUGGAUAUUUCACCUAUAUAAGACAUAGAUUUUGUUGUU